Chiloscyllium plagiosum (whitespotted bambooshark) is the source of this 5420-nucleotide messenger RNA. The record is from RefSeq and is a predicted model, not a curated record. NCBI's taxonomy places the organism in Eukaryota, Metazoa, Chordata, Chondrichthyes, Orectolobiformes, Hemiscylliidae.
CUGCAACAGUGGUAUAUACCUGGCGAUAUGGAAACAGAUAUGUCCUGUCAGAACAAAUACAACCCAACCAAUUCCCACCCUAUCUGUCUACUCUUGACUAUGAGCAAAGUGAUGAAGGGUGCCUUCGACAGUGCUAUAAAGUAACUCCUGCUUACAAUAACUUGCUGGUGAUUUUGGGCUGUGCCAGACCACUUCAUUCUUAACCUCAUUUAAAGCCUGAGUCUCAAUGGCACAAAAGAGUUGAACUCCAGAGGUGAGAGUGACUGUACUUGACAUCAGGAUAGUAUUUGACAAAGUGCAGCAUCAAAGAGCUCUAUCAAACUGAGUCAGUGGGGAUCUGGGAGAAAACUCUCCACUAGCUGACCUUAUAUCUACCACAAAGGAAGAUGGUUGUGAUUAUUUUUUGAUCAUUUCAGUCCCAGGCCAUUACUGCAAUAAUUUUUCAGGGUAGUGAUCUAGCCCCAACAGUUUUCAGCUGUUUAACUUUCCAACUGUCAUAAUGUGUCAGAGAUAGUGAUGUUUGCACAAUUUUCAGCAAUGUUCCUAACUCUUCAGAUAGCAAAGCAGUCAAUUUCAAUAUCAGCCCCAGCCUGAAUGUAGUCCAGUUUUUGCAGCAUAAGUAGCAGUUAACAUUUGCAGUGCACAAGUCCCGGGCAACAGCCAUCUCCAAGAGGAUGUAACUGUCGCCCAAUGAUUUUCAAUGGCACUACCAUAACUGAAUCUAGUAUGAUAACAUUGAGGUUUACCAUUGAUCUACAAUUGAACUGGACCAAGCAUCUAAACACUGGUGACAGAACCAGGAUAAGAGGGCAUAAUCUGCGAAUAAAGGGUUACACAUUUAAGACAGAUGAGGAAUUGAAGGAACAAGAGGCUCUCCUUUCUUCAAAAUCAAGUAGCUCUUCUGAAGAGGAUGAAGAUGAGGAUGAUGAGGAAGAGGAGGAGGACGAAGAGGAAAGUGAUGAUCAGGCACAGACCACACUUCGGAGCAAUGAACGGCGGGAAGAAUCUGAACGUAACCCUCAAAAACGAAUCCAAACAGAAAUCUGCCAAACUAAAACAGAUCUGAAGGACACUGGCAAAAAGAAACGGACCAACAAAGUAAUUUGCACUGAACUUCGGAAGAACAUAAAAAUUAAACCAGGAAAGACUUUGAAAACAUCUGGAAAUGAUACAAGUGGUGACUCUGGAACAGAUGAAUCAUCAAAAGAGAAAGUAGAAAAACCACAGGGACUUUUGAGUGAGAAUAACAAUGUCUCAGAAAAGAGCACUUUGGAAUCUGUAAAUGUAUCUAGUGGGAUGUUGAAUCAGAGCAUUUUUAAUUCUGCAAAAUCCAGUAAUCCCAGGGCAGCCUUGCAAGCAGCAAACCGUACAGGAGCAGGCCAGCAUUCAUCGAGCAUACAUUCUGUCAGCACAAUGACACUGAAUAAGACUGCUUCUGAAAUGCAGCCUGGGAAUACAACACUGAUAAAUCCACAGGGAAUGAAUGAGAAAAAUAAGAUUGGUUUAAUUAAGAAUCCAGGAAAUGCUAAAAAUGCAGAGUUGUGCAAAUCCGACUGUGACUCAAAGGGUUUGAACAUUUCUGGACCAUUGAAGUCCAAUUCUGGUGUUUGUAAUUCGUCUAAUUCAGGAUCAAAUUCCCAGAGUGCAAAUGGUCAAUGUACUGGUGCCCUUGGACGGAAUUUACCAACACCAAACUCUCAGAACACUAAUUCAGGAUUAAAUUCACAUGCCUUAAAUCUACAAAGUACCAACAAAACAGGACUGAGUUCAAAAAGUGGAACUAGUCCAUCGGGUUUGACUUCAAAAAACAUCAGUAGUUUGUCAUUUGUGAUCUCUAGAAGUGUUGGAACUGCAGGACUGUGUUCAACUGAAUUGAACACUCAUGUUUCUAAUAAAGUAUUAAAUUCACAGGCUGGCAAUAGUCAGGCAUUGUGUGAGAGCAGUGGAAAGGAUAGUAUUGAGAAGGAGAAUCAGAUUAAAGCAGAUAAGGAGACUACAAACACUGCAAUUCAUCAUUCUGACAACCAAAUCCAUGACAUUGACAAAAAGGAUGUUUCAUCUGAGAUAUCUAAACAAAACAGCAACAUGCCAACAGAGUUGAGCACAGGUGAGGAGACGAUGAGUUCGGAUUCUGAUCAUGACUCUUCAUUUUCGAGCAUUCCAAACCCAUCCAUUUCAGUCCAGACAAACCAAGACUGGAAACCCACCCGCAGUCUGAUCGAGCAUGUGUUUGUCACUGAUGUAACCGCCAACUUGGUCACCGUAACAGUGAAGGAGAGUCCAACUAGUGUCGGCUUUUUCAACAUUCGACAUUAUUAGAGUCAUUAGCUGAUUGAUCUUCCUUUACAAAUCGGUUUUGACUUUGGCCUUUAUGACCUUUUGCCUUGUACUUUACAGCUAUGAACACCAUUUACUAAAGUGCACAAAUUAGUUUCUUCCUCUUUGAACAAAAAUAGUGCAUUACAUAGAAGUAGACCCUAUGAUUUGGCUGUUUUUUUUUAAUCAGAUAGUCCAUCAGCAGCCCAAUUUAGCUCUUUUGUAUGUAGACUUUAUUAUGUAAAUUAAAUCUGGUUUGACUAUGUGCAAAAUAACAUCUAUUUGCCUAUCCAUUUUUAUAAAAUGAAGGUUAAAGAAUGAAAAACAUGAACAAAUAAAUAAUUUGUAUUGAUGCUGAGAGCAGUAAAAGCCUGGGAAGAUCAGCCAUGAUGAAGCUUUGUUUGUGAUUAUUAUAGGUGUUUAGUCAGUGCAUGGAACUUUAUAGGAGGAAAGAUGACCAUGGCGCAAUAGUAUAACAUGUUGCUGAAACAACUUAUGAUUUUGAUUUAUAUUCAUUAGGAAGUGCAAGAAGGGUACCAACUACAAGCAUGUGUAUAUGCCCUUUUCUCAGAAUGGAUCCAGUUUUGAUCGAGCUACAGCUGAGUUGACAUCCUAAUUGGCCACCAGAAAUUCAUAACACUAAUUCAUAACACCAUUCAUCAUUUUGUUUCAGUUGGAGGGUUGAUUAAACUUUAAUACUAAGAGCAAGAAAUGAAAAACUAACAAAUUAAUGCUAUUUGAUAACUAGAAUAGCAAUUUUACUCUGUUCCUUGUACUCAAACUUCUUGAAACACUUCAACAGUGACCAAAAUAUUUUGUUCACUGAUCAAGGAAAUGUCACAUUGCAUGUUUUUUUUGAAAGCAGUGCUUUAUCCUGGUUAAUAGAUGUAACUUUAAUCUGUGCUGAUAAGCUGUUAGAAAAACAGAAUUCUAUUGAGUCUACCAGCAGUGUAGCAAAUGAAGAGGUGUAAUUUUGAGUUUGUUUCAGUGUUAGUAAUGUUUAUGAACUAGGUUAUAGAUCAAAUUUAGGAGGAAAAAAAACAGCCUUUAAACUUUGAAUCCAGUUAAGAAGGAUCUGCCAAAACAUAGCUCUUCAAAUUUCUCUCAUUUCAAUGGGAAAUCUUCACACUUGUGAAACCUAGUCUUCCUACUGCCCACUCAUUUCAUCUUUUUAUCCUUUUUCAAAUCUAGUGGUGUCCUCAUACUGUAGCACCCUUUGCUCAAAGUCAAACUUUGUGGGUGCAAGUCUUAAUCUAUGAACAGGCUGGCAUUCCUAUUCUGAUGCAGAGGUAGUUGGAUGUUUUAAGUACCAUGUUUCAAACAAAUCAUUUUUAAAGAUUCUGGCCAUCUAGAUGGGUACAGAAUUAUCGAGAAUCUUACGAUGAUGCAGGAUCUAUUUCGGUUAGGCUUCCUUGGCUUACCCCAGAGUGAUGCCCCUCAAAAGCUAUAUCUAGCUAAUUGUCUCUGUAUAAUAAAGAGAAAAGCCUAUGGUAUUUUAGGAACUGUGGCUAAUUACCUAAGUGGUAGAUUCACCAUGGGAUACCAAAUAAGUUAACGACUAGAGUUUUUUUUAUUGAACAUGGCUUGAACCUGUGACUGAUAUGAAUAGAGUACACCCGAGAAUGAGUAGCUUUGAGCUUGUUGUGCUAUUCAUUUAGAAAUGGUUUAUCUGUAUCUUGUAUCUUACUUGACUCUUAGCUAAUCUGUCAAUUGCUAUUUUGUAAACUGAAAUUGAGCCAAUAUCCACAGGGGGUGGGAAGGGGAACAAAUUCCAGCUUCCACUGAAAAAUGCUCCCUGACUUGAUCCUGAAUGGUCUUGCACCAUCAGGCUCCCACUUCAUUCUGGAUUUCUCCACCAAAGGUAAAAGCUUUUCUGUAUCUACAUUGCUUUGAAUCCUAUCAUUUUAAAUACCUCAAAUUAGAUCACCUAAAUGCAAGGGAAUGCAACUUUUCUUCAUAAUUAAUUUUUCGGGACCAUUUAUCAAUCUUGUGAUUUCAACAUUGUUUUGCACAUACGUACGCACACAUGCAUUCAGUUCUAGCUCAUUGCAUUGGAAUGUAAUAUAGCUGAUGGGAUCUGAUUGAAUCUUGGUAUAUCUCAAACAUAACUUCCUUGUUUUUUUUUAUACCAGUCUUCUUGAGAUGAAGAGUAACUUCCGUUAGUCUUUGACUUGUUUGUGGCUACAUAAGCCAAGCUUUAAACCUAAAUAACAAACUUACUGAUGGUUUAAAAAUUGUGAAAUGUGACUUUAAAAUGAAGUAGCUCACUGUUUAUCCAUAUGGGCAUUCAUCUAUUAGUUAAGGUACUGGAUAAUGACUAGUGGUCAAGAAAUUAUACUUGAACAAGAAUUUAAUCUCUCUCUGGGAGGAGAGGGAAGGUGAAAAUACUAACUUUUUUUAUUAUUGAGGUCUUUGAAUAGCUGUAGAUUUAACCUUUAGGCUAACUCUCAGCAGUAGGUUCAGCAUUAACUUAAUUUUUAUAAAAUUAAAAUGUGUAUGAAAGUGCUACUGUGAAGUUGUUUUGUACUUUUUUCAAAAGAGCAGAAAGUUGAUAAAUAAACAAAUUCAAGUUGCAAUGAUGUCAUUUUUAUUUUAAUAAUCGUGAAAAAUAUACUUUUUUCCACUUCCUUGCACCUUACAGGACCCGUUAUAUUCCAAUUUCACCCCUUUGCAGAAUAGGACAGGGCCUGUCUUACUCCACAGCUGUUACCUGUGCUCUUCUCAUGUUGAUGCAAUCUUGUAUUCAAUGGAGUCCGAGCAUCCAGCAGACCAGGCAUUCAUCUGCGCUAAGCAUUUCAGAAGCAAGUUCAUAAACCAGCAAUUAUUUUGAAAUCGAUCAGUUUUCAACUAGCUUGUACAUUCAUCAUUUAUGUAACUUAUAAAUAACAGCUGUCUGUAAUUUUUUUCUUUGUUGAAUUGUUUGCAUCUGUUGCAAACGCUUCCAAUAACUUUUUUUUUUAAGUGAAGCAUGGAGAGCUAAACUUUUAUUGUGAUGCAUUAAUUAGAGUUGUAUUAGUUAUCCAUUCUCCAUCAUGAAGCAUCUUACUUUGCCUUUGCUAUGGUAAACCUGUUACUAAGCAGUAUUGCUGAAAGUUAAUAAACAG